Messenger RNA from Labrus mixtus (cuckoo wrasse), 1651 nucleotides. Its product is annotated as tropomyosin alpha-1 chain. The transcript is spliced from 9 exons. The record is from RefSeq and is a predicted model, not a curated record. Gene Ontology annotation, cellular component: actin filament. Gene Ontology annotation, molecular function: actin filament binding. The coding region runs from base 213 to 1064 and encodes 283 amino acids. NCBI's taxonomy places the organism in Eukaryota, Metazoa, Chordata, Actinopteri, Labriformes, Labridae. Gene Ontology annotation, biological process: cardiac muscle contraction; actin filament organization.
AGACAGGUCUCGCGUUGGUAAACAGCUGCAGUUGUUUCCAAAAAAGUAUUGGGUGUCCAAUAGCUGCCCAUCAAAAGUACACAUUUGACUCACUGCUACCAAGGCGAGCUCGCACUCCAGCUUGGCGAUCAGCGUGGUUCAGACGCUCCGAUCCUUUCUUUCAGUUUCUAUUGUUUUUGGUCUGCGCGGACAGCCACCGACAAUAAGCAGCCAUGGAAGCCAUCAAGAAGAAGAUGCAGAUGCUCAAGCUCGACAAGGAGAAUGCCAUGGACAGGGCCGAGCAGGCCGAGUCAGACAAGAAGGCAGCUGAGGACAGGAGCAAACAGCUUGAGGAUGACCUGGUAGCAUUGCAGAAGAAGCUGAAGUCAACUGAGGAUGAGUUGGACAAGUACUCUGAAGCCCUGAAGGAUGCCCAAGAAAAACUGGAGCUGGCUGAGAAGAAAGCCACAGACGCCGAGGGCGAUGUAGCGUCCCUGAACAGACGUAUCCAGCUGGUUGAGGAGGAGUUGGACCGUGCUCAGGAGCGUCUGGCCACAGCUCUUACCAAGCUGGAGGAGGCCGAAAAGGCUGCUGAUGAGAGCGAGAGAGGCAUGAAGGUUAUUGAGAACAGAGCGAUGAAAGACGAGGAAAAGAUGGAGCUGCAGGAGAUCCAGUUGAAGGAGGCCAAACACAUUGCAGAGGAGGCUGACCGCAAAUACGAGGAGGUGGCCCGUAAACUGGUCAUCAUUGAGAGCGACUUGGAACGUACAGAGGAGCGCGCUGAGCUGUCUGAGAGCAAAUGCUCUGAGCUGGACGAGGAGCUGAAAACGGUGCAGAACAACCUGAAGUCUCUGGAGGCUCAGGCAGAGAAGUACUCACAAAAGGAGGACAAGUACGAGGAGGAGAUCAAGGUUCUCACAGACAAGUUGAAGGAGGCUGAGACUCGUGCUGAGUUCGCAGAGAGAUCAGUCGCCAAGCUGGAGAAGACCAUCGAUGACCUUGAGGAUAAACUGACACGCACUAAAGAAGAGGGCCUGAGCGUAAAGCAGAUGGAUCGGACUCUAAUGGAGAUAGUUAACCUUUGACCUGCUCUGUCCCCCUCCCCACAUUGCCUACUCAGCUCUGAAUAUGGCUGACUCUCUCAUAAGGCUGCUGAAGUGAUGUUAGGACAUACCUUUAGGUGUGUCGUCUGAUCUUGUCAUCCUGAAGAAACAAGCUGAUACAAACUGCUUCAGUGAGCUGAGGUUACACCACAGUCUGUCACACACUGUUAUUAAAGAUGUACAAAACAUUUAACUGACAAUAAGUUUACAUUUACAUCAAUUUGCAAAUUUUUUGGGGGUGCACAUAAUCAGCGUGAACAAAGCCAUUUGCUAAGCCAAUGUUAUAUAAAAGGGACUUUUGUUACGUGCUUUUGUAAAGUUGCUUGUAUGUCUUUGUUCUUUCUGCAUUGUAAGCAUUUAUUCUUUGCCUGUGAUGUAAACGUUCAGCUAAACAAGGAGGGACUUGUUCAUGCAUUUGCUUUAACGUGCGGUUUUGUUCAGUCAAGUGAAAAAUGUUUGUGCACUGUACUAACUUCUCUGUUCAUCAUGGGGAACUGAUUUCUUGUCUGUUUUUGUGUUUCUUAUUUUAUAUUGGAAAUGUAAAGAUAAUGAAUAAAUGGUUGGAUCAA